AUGUAUUCUCAAAUUCUCAAAGAAAUUAUUCUCGACAUUAAACAUGAUAAAGCAACUAAGAAAGAAUUUGUCGAUUUUUGUUGUACUCAUUAUGCUGAUAAUAAUACUCAGUCAAAUAAAAUACAUGAUUUUGAACGAUUAUAUGAACAUCAUUCACCAAUUUGGUGGUAUACGAAAGAAUCCUUUAUUUAUUCAAUACUGAACAAAGCUUUGAGAACACAAGAAAUCGAUUUUAUUAUUAAGAUGGGAUUUUUCAUUCAAGAUCUUCAUCGACAAAUCGAACAACUGCAUGCAGAUGCACAUCAAACUUCAAAGAUGAUUAUUUAUCGAGAUCAAGGAAUGUCUAAUAAUGACUUUGAAAAGAUUAAGAAAAGCGAAGGUGGUCUUCUUUCUUUUACAAAUUUUUUAUCAACAAGCAUUGAUCAAGAUGUUUCAUAUAGUUUUGCUGAAAGUGCUGGAGAUAAUCCUCAAUUAAUAGGAAUUUUGUUUCAAAUUAAAAUCGACCCAUUGAUUUCCACAGUAUCAUUUGCUUCAUUAGACAAUAUCAGUCAAUACUCUGAUUCAGCAAAAGAAAUUCUUUUUCAAAUGUACUUUUAUAGACAAUACGCAAAUUCAGAUUCGUGCGUAUGA
Messenger RNA from Rotaria sp. Silwood1, 630 nucleotides. The record is from the annotation of a GenBank genome assembly. Lineage: Eukaryota; Metazoa; Rotifera; Eurotatoria; Philodinida; Philodinidae.